AUGAAGAAGCUUUUCCGCUUCUGGAGGAGGAGGGAUGAAUCCUCCAGCCCCCACUCCUCCGACCUGCCCAUGGGCUUGGGCUACCACCUUCAAGACAAAGAUUUGAAGAAACUUCAUAAAGCCGCUUUAGCAGGGGAUCUGGAGAAGCUGACCAAGUACCUCCAGGUCAAGAAACAAGAUGUGAACCUGCGGGACAAGGAAUACAGAACACCUUUGCACUUGGCCUGUGCUAAUGGACAUGUAAAUAUUGUGUAUUUCCUGAUUGAGAAACAAUGUGAGAUAAAUGUCCUGGAUAGUGAAAACAGGUCUCCAUUGAUUAAGGCAGUACAGUGCCAAAAGGAGGAUUGUGCUACUGUUCUUCUAAACUGUGGUGCAGACCCAAACCUGGUAGAUUUUCAUCAUAAUACUGCUCUUCAUUAUGCUGUCUGUGGUCAAAGUGUCUCAUUAGUUGAAAAGUUGCUUCAACAUGAAGCUAAUCUUGAAGCGAAAAAUGAGGAUGGGUAUACUCCCCUUUUACUUGCUGUGAGUAAAAAUAAUGCAGAAAUGGCAAAAUUUCUUCUGACAAAAGGGGCAGAUGUGAAUGCUGCAGAUAAGAAUCAAAGAACAGCCCUAAUGAUUGCUAUCAGUGGUGAACCAACAAAUCUAGUAAGUAUUCUUUUUCAGCAAGAUGUGGAUCUGUCUCGUCAAGAUAUUUAUGGAUUCACAGCUGAGGAAUAUGCUUCUUUUAAUGGUUUAACUGUAUAUCAUCAAUUAACUUCUAAUAAUGGAAAAAAGCAAAAAGUUAAACAGAAAUCUUACAAUGAACAGCCAACUUUGGCCACAACAUGUGAUACAGAAGAACUGAAAGAUGGUAACAAAAUACUAACUGAACAAGUAUUUUUGUUGCUUGUUGUCUGUUUGUUUUUUUUAGGAAAGGAAACAACUUUCUUAGGUAACACAUCUGAAAUUGAAAAUUUCUUAUAAUUUGAAAUGCCUGAUAAUUUUAUGAACUGUUCUUAAGAAUUAUUAUUAAAAUGUCCUGACGCUUCACUGACUGACAAUGUAAAGGGGUAACAUAGAGAUCUACUGAAUGAUUAAGAACUUUUUUAUCCACGGUCUCUUGACCAGUUAUAAAAAACAAUUUUUCACAUAGACAUUUUAAUAGAUAUAAAACUAUCACAAAACUUUCAGUUUUAUUAUAAAAAUACUUGAAAUAAGCACAUUUGGUAUUAGUUAAUAUGAUAUAUACCAAAUCAUUACAUAAAAUUUAAAU
Nycticebus coucang (slow loris) is the source of this 1252-nucleotide messenger RNA. RefSeq names its product ankyrin repeat domain 7 (gene ANKRD7). The transcript is spliced from 6 exons. The record is from RefSeq and is a predicted model, not a curated record. Lineage: Eukaryota; Metazoa; Chordata; Mammalia; Primates; Lorisidae. The coding region runs from base 1 to 963 and encodes 320 amino acids. Gene Ontology annotation, molecular function: protein binding.